Messenger RNA from Microdochium trichocladiopsis, 411 nucleotides. RefSeq lists its product as uncharacterized. Lineage: Eukaryota; Fungi; Ascomycota; Sordariomycetes; Xylariales; Microdochiaceae. The coding region runs from base 1 to 411 and encodes 136 amino acids. The record is from RefSeq and is a predicted model, not a curated record. The transcript has a single exon.
AUGCCCUGCGAGGCCGAGCUCAUAUCUUUCAGUGAUUUUGCAGACCACCAUCCUCAUAUUGAAGUGAUCGGCCUGGACAUCUCCCCGCACCAGCCACACCGGAUUCCUGUAAAUCUGAAGUUCGAGAUGGAUGGCAUCACACAGGGGUGGACAUAUCCCGCCGACACAUUUGACUACAUCCACAUGCGCUGGCUGGUGGGCUCAAUAAGCGACUGGAUCACUCUCUACAAGGAGAUCUUCAAGGCUCUCAAGCCAGGCGGCAUAUUUGAACGCAAAGAGUCGUCCUGCCUGAUUCAGAGCGACGACGACUCCGUCGGCCCGAAUACUGCACGAAAUCUCUGGCGCUUCUAUACGGCAACGUCUUGUCUUCGGGGUUUCGACAAGUUUCCGUCCUUCACGCCCGCCGAUUGA